UGGAUCUCCUCCAGGUCCCUGAAGGCGGCGCCAGUUCGUGACUUUUAUUUUGAAAGGGGCAUUAGGGAAGUCGCCGCACGUUGAGGAGGACGCGACGAACCGUCAAACAACAAAACAACAACAACGGUCGUUAACGGCAGCAUCACCCGGUAAAGCGAACCGGCGGCCGCGCGCUUCGGCCCCACACAGUACGCAGCCGCGGCGGGUCCCGUUCGGCCCGAGUCUCCGUGUCCCCCCGGGGGCCGUCGAGUCCCGUUUGUCCGCUCACCAUGACGGCGUACCAGGCGUUCCGGGCGCAGCUGGCGUCCAUCAUGGAGGCGCUGACCAAGGCGGCGGUGGCGGAGAUCUGCGAGCUGGUGGACGACAGCUACGCCGUCCUGCAGCUGGAGCUGAGCCGCAGCCACAAGGAGAACGAGGCGCUGCGGAGGAAGCUGGGGCUCAUCGAGUCCAUCAUCGCCCGGGGACAGCGGGGCAGCGCCGCCGUGCUGGGCUACGGCGGCCCGGAGGAGGCCGGAGGGGGCCCCGGGGACUUCAGCACCGAUCGUGCCUUACUUUCAGAGUUGAGCUCCACACGUCUGAACAUUAGAGCCAGUAGAGGAGGGACGAUCCCAGCAUUGGAGGCAACACCUGAGACCCAAGAGGAUGUUUUGUUGGAAGAACCAAAAGAGGAAGAUAUUGUUGUGGUUAAAGAGGAAAUGGACUCAGAAGAAGAGAACGGCACCGCAGAUGGACUGAUGAUCAACGAAGACGGAGCUGAGGUCCAGAUGCCCGAGGCCGGUGGCGAGGAGGGUCCGUCGGGGGUCAUGGCCUCAGCCGCCGGUGUCGACCUGAGGUCAUGGGACCAGAGCAGCGCUGAUGCCUCGGAGCCUCGCAGUCCGCCGACGUCCCCGGGACCAGCAGGGGGCGCCGCCGCCCCCGCAGAUGAGGUGUUUGACUUGGCGUCGGAGUCAGAUGGCGAAGCCCCGCCUCCCGUCCAGACCGCGAAGCCAUACCUCCUCGGCGCAGGGGGAAGCCCCGCCUCCCUUCCGGGGCCGUCAGAGCUGAAGCGGGGCGUGUCCCUGGUCAGCUCCCUCCCCUAUGACUCAAACCUGGACCUGUGCCCGUCCUGGUCCGGUCCGGGUCUACCGAGUGUCGUUCCUCACCGGCCGUACGUCAAACCCGACCACAGCGCCACCCUCGUGGACAAACCGUCGGACCUUAGCGCCUCAGGGUUCCCAUUGGCGCUGGGCCUCGGCGCGUCCCGGCUGGACCCACUGGACCUGAACCGGUUCUGCCGGGACCGCCGCUUCAUCUGCAGCUACUGCGGGAAGUGCUUCACGUCGUCACGCAGCCUGGAGACGCAUGUGCGCGUGCACACGGGCGAGCGGCCGUACAGCUGCGCCCAGUGCGGGAAACGCUUCACGCAGUCGGGUCACCUGAAGACGCACCAGAGCGUCCACACCGGCGAGCGGCCGUUCGCCUGCCAACACUGUGGCAAGAGGUUCGCCGGGAAGCAGAACCUGCGGAUCCACCAGCAGAAGCACCACCCGGCGGAGCAGGGCGCCACCUAGGGCCGGGACGGUGAGGGGCGGCCGGCAUAAUUAUCACGAACAAUCUCAAAUCAGGAUCAGUUUGGACGGAAGUGGUUUAACGACACGAUGAGGGUCUGUGUCAGUGAGACGUCAGAACCAGAACUCUGGGUUUUGACCCGAUUCCACCGUGUUUUUAGAUGAAACAGACCUGAGUUCUGGAGCGUUUGAGCUUUAAUUCUGUUUCAACUCAGAUGGUGAAGGAGGAUCUGUGGAAAACCCUCCGGUAUCCGCCCACAGACAGGCUUUAACAUAAGCAGGACAGUAGGACGUAGGGCAUUUUAGGAUUUAUUUGUAACUUUUGGGUUUUUUUGUUUCUCAAUAACUCAUAUUUCAACCCUUUAAAUACCAUGUUUGUAAUGGAAACAAACCAUAUUUCUUGAUGCAAAAAAACCCACACAAAUUUUUUUUCCGAUUUC
Sphaeramia orbicularis (orbiculate cardinalfish) is the source of this 1987-nucleotide messenger RNA. Its product is annotated as zinc finger protein 316-like. Bases 270 to 1550 code for a protein of 426 amino acids. Gene Ontology annotation, cellular component: chromatin; transcription regulator complex; PcG protein complex. Gene Ontology annotation, molecular function: DNA-binding transcription factor activity, RNA polymerase II-specific; RNA polymerase II cis-regulatory region sequence-specific DNA binding. Gene Ontology annotation, biological process: regulation of transcription by RNA polymerase II. NCBI's taxonomy places the organism in Eukaryota, Metazoa, Chordata, Actinopteri, Kurtiformes, Apogonidae. The record is from RefSeq and is a predicted model, not a curated record. The transcript has 4 exons.